Anisakis simplex (herring worm) is the source of this 279-nucleotide messenger RNA. The record is from the annotation of a GenBank genome assembly. Lineage: Eukaryota; Metazoa; Nematoda; Chromadorea; Rhabditida; Anisakidae.
ACAAAGACAGCGAUCAAAAUUUCGGAGGCGGAAAUCAUGGAACAGAUGCCACCAGAGGUACAAGUUCAAACAGCACGUCGUGCUGCUGUCGUCCGACGAGAAGGGACCAACACAGCGAGAGAAUUUCAAUUUAUGAAUCGCAGCAACGAUCAUAAUGAUGAUAAUAACAAUAAAAAUGGCAAUCUAGCCCGAGGAUGUGCGUUGAUGACGCGUGUUGUUGAUAAGAUAUUCCCACCAGAACCUGGUCAUGAGACUGUACCGCCUUGCGGAGCUCAGUAG